AUGAACCAAUUUAAAACCAUCCAACCGCGGGAUCCAUCGUUUGUGUCGUACUUUAUACUGUGCUUCCUACGUGUCGUGCUGGUGUUUGUGCCGCAGCUCGGUUACAUUCAUCCGGAUGAGUUCUUUCAAUCGGUCGAAGUCGUUGCCGGUGACGAGUACGGGCUGGAGGUUACGCGCACGUGGGAAUUUAACAGCACGUUUCCGGUUCGCUCGAUGGCCAUCCCUUACCUGGCGCUGAAGGUGCCCUUUUCCUGCCUCCGGUUCGUGUCCAUGUACACGAACUACUACCUGGGAAUCAAUCUGCGCGGUAGCUACGUGACGCUGGUCUUUCCGCGCCUACUGAUGGUGGCACUUUCGUUCGUCAACGACUGGAGCCUUUACCGCAUUUGCCGUUCGUACGGGCUGCAGUACCAGUUCCGGCUGCUGACGCUUGCCAGCUCGUACGUGAUGCUCGUAUACGCCACGCACACCUUUUCGAACUCGAUCGAGAUGGCCCUGUGUUCGUUGCUACUCUACAUCGUCAGCGAUUGCAUGAUCCACUCGAACACGGUGCUCUAUCAGCGCGAGUUUUUGGAGGAAAAAUACCGCCGGGCACAGCGCACGGUGGAGAAGGUGCGAUUUUACAAGCUAACCAUGUCGCUGCCGUCACACUCGCUCAACAAAUGCGCCCUAAUGGCGACGCUGUGCGUGGCCGGGGUCUUUAAUCGGCCCACCUUCGUGCUGUUCGGUAUGCCGCUCGUCUUUCACUGGAUGCUGCGCGGGAUGGGCACCCGGACGGUUUCGUUCACCGACUUCAACCUGCGCAUCUUCAUCUUCGUCCUAUCGGCACUGCCGGCGCUGAUCGUGUGCAUCCUAGUUGACUCCGUUUACUACGGCUAUUUGACGCUGGCCGAGCUCGACCGGCACGAGAUUGGCAUCAACAGUUUCGUCGUGACGCCCGUCAACUUCAUCCGCUACAACCUGAUCGCGGAGAAUACGGCCCAGCACGGGGUGCACCCGGUCUACACGCACCUGCUCGUGAACUUCCCCGUCCUGUACAACGUGCUCGGAGUGAUUGCCAUCUUUUCGCUCCUCGUCAUGGUCCAUCGUUUCGCAUCGAACGAGUACACAAGCCUGCCGAGGGCACAGUCCUUCGUCGGGUUGAUGCUGUCGGCGAUCUUCUUCCCCACCGUGUGCCUAUCGCUGAUCAAUCACCAGGAGGCACGCUUUUUGAUUCCGAUCACCGUGCCGCUGGUGUUGCUGCACGCACCCAAACUGCAGGCCGGUCUGGCAAGCAGCUACCCGUUCCGGGCCCCCUCCCGGUUCAAGGACUUCCUGUACCACAAUCUGCUCGGUCCGUCCGUCAGUCCCAAGUAUCUGCUGAAGCUGUGGUACGCGGCCAACGUCACGUUGACGCUGUUUUAUGGGUUCCUGCACCAGGGAGGCGUCUAUCAGAUGGCGGACUACUUUAGCCACCAGGUGGACGUACGGUCCGCCGAUGUCCACCUGCAUCUCGUGACCAGUCACAUCUACAGCAUGCCGCAGUGCUUUCUCGGGCUGCCCAGUACCGAAACGUUGCUCGUCAGCCCGGACAGUGGGCAAAAGUAUCGGCGCAAGAAGCAGUUCUUUCUGUACGAGUACGGGUCCCUCGAGCUGGAGCCGCUCUACCGGAAGUUGAAGCUGUUGGUCGAUGUGUGUGAAAUGCGGUCGAUUAGCGAGCAACAGCGCUACCGGUUGUACCUGGCCAUUCCGUCCAGCUUGUCCGAGCGGUUGAACGAUAUCUUCCACAAUCGAACGGCCGCACUGAUCAAGCACAGUCAGGUGCGCGUUUUCUAUCCACACCUCUCGACCGAGGCAAUGCCGACCGUGUUUGGGCAGCAUCCGUGCGGUAUCAACACCGACGUCGACGAGCUGGACGACACGUGUCCGAUUUAUGCGCGCGACGACGAGCAGAACCAGAACCCGUUCAGCGUGGGUCGGCUGCUGAAGCAGUUCUCGUCGGUGGUGCACCAGUUCGGGCUGAUCCUCUACCGAAUCGAGGUGCGGCGCAUCAAAUAGCAGCCACUACCGCCACAGCAGCCACCCGAGGCACGGAUCCGCCAGACGACCUGGGUUUGGAGUGAUACCCGAAGCUAGUCAGCAAUCAGCACGCUUCUGUUUUGUGCGCCAU
Anopheles cruzii is the source of this 2149-nucleotide messenger RNA. It is a transcript of the gene PIG-Z, whose product is annotated as GPI mannosyltransferase 4. The transcript is spliced from 3 exons. Gene Ontology annotation, molecular function: alpha-1,2-mannosyltransferase activity. The coding region runs from base 1 to 2037 and encodes 678 amino acids. The record is from RefSeq and is a predicted model, not a curated record. NCBI's taxonomy places the organism in Eukaryota, Metazoa, Arthropoda, Insecta, Diptera, Culicidae. Gene Ontology annotation, biological process: GPI anchor biosynthetic process. Gene Ontology annotation, cellular component: endoplasmic reticulum membrane.